AUGUGGAAUUGCUUAUCGAAACGCAAACAAUUCAAGGAGGAGCCAGGGAAUGCAGAGCAAAGGGAUUGUGAAGAGCAGGAGCAGCAAGAGUCAUGCCUUCCAACCUAUUUGGAAGUAGAUGCAACCGAUUCACACACCAACACCCUGCCAUCAUAUGAUCGUGCCAAUUUCGAGCCAGUGGCAGACAGGGCAGCGGGGGUAAUAGAAAGAACGUUGCACAUGGAAGAGAGUGUACUGAGAGAGCUUGGUUCGACGAUCCACCAAAAUCCCGAACUGGCAUUCAGAGAGCAUUACGCGGCGAAUACGCUCACCCACUUUAUGCAGGGCAGGGGAUGGCGAGUGGAGAGAGGAAUCUGCGGGAUGGAAACGGCGUGGAAGGCUACAUUUAGUCGUGGAAUAGGUGGACGCACAGUGGGAUUCAACGCUGAGAUGGAUGCUUUGCCGGGCAUAGGGCAUGCAUGUGGACACAAUCUGAUAGCUGAGGGAGCAUUAGCGGCAGCUUUGGGUGUGGCUGCAGCGAUGGCAGAGAUGGAUGUAUCCGGGAGGGUGCUCCUCCUAGGUACACCAGCGGAAGAGCGGGGCGGUGGCAAAAUAAGAAUGUUGAGACACGGUGCAUACAAAAGCGCAGAUGCGAUGCUGAUGAUCCAUCCGGGUGGAGGUGCGCCGUACAAAACUGAUCUAAUAUCGCCCAUGUUGGCAAUCGAUUCGUUCAGUGCAGAGUACUUGGGCAAGGCUGCACACGCAGCGCUUGCACCGCACGAGGGCAUAAACGCACUCGACGCUGCCAUCCUCGCAUACACCAACAUAAACGCUCUCCGUCAGCAGACCAAGCCGUAUGAGCGCGUGCACGGUGUCAUCGACACCGCGGGCUACUCGCCCAAUGUUAUCCCUGCGUACUCGUGCCUCAGGUAUGGCGUGCGCAGCGCGACCCUGGCUGAGCUGGUGGAACUGAAGAGGAGGGUAGUUGCGUGCUUAAGAGCUGCUGCUGAUGCUACCGGAUGCCAAUUCGUCUUGCAUGAUACCACCCCUCCUCACCCUGAACUUCGUCAUAAUGGGCUUCUCGCCGUUGAAUACGCAGCCGCAUUGAUGCGCAGAUUUGGUACGCAUGUCCAGCUCGCUUUGGACGUCCCUGGAGGCGCAUCAACAGAUUUCGGCGCUGUCACUUACGCUAUGCCCGGUCUGCACCCUGCUUACGAAAUUUAUUCACAGGAAGGCGUUUCUAAUCAUACCGCAGAGUUCGCAAGGUGCACCGAUACACCCAUCGCCCAUCGAAAAACACUCGAGGCGGCUACAGGUGUCGCACUAACGGCUUUCAGGGUUCUGUGCGAUGAUGAUUUUGCUAGUGCUGUCCAAUCUGAAUUCCAUGGCGAAUAA
Messenger RNA from Wallemia ichthyophaga EXF-994, 1374 nucleotides. Its product is annotated as Peptidase M20 domain-containing protein 2. Gene Ontology annotation, molecular function: dipeptidase activity. The transcript is spliced from 4 exons. Bases 1 to 1374 code for a protein of 457 amino acids. NCBI's taxonomy places the organism in Eukaryota, Fungi, Basidiomycota, Wallemiomycetes, Wallemiales, Wallemiaceae. The record is from RefSeq and is a predicted model, not a curated record.